This is a messenger RNA of Castor canadensis (American beaver), 325 nucleotides long. The record is from RefSeq and is a predicted model, not a curated record. NCBI's taxonomy places the organism in Eukaryota, Metazoa, Chordata, Mammalia, Rodentia, Castoridae.
CAUGGCUGAUCCUCAUGUGAGGCAGAUCAAGAUCAAGACCGGCGUGGUAAAGCGAUUGGUCAAAGAAAAAGUGAUGUAUGAAAAAGAAGCAAAGCAACAAGAAGAAAAGAUUGAAAAAAUGAAAGCUGAAGAUGGUGAAAAUUAUGUCAUUAAAAAGCAGGCAGAGAUCCUGCAGGAGUCCCGGAUGAUCCCAGGUUGCCAUUGCAGGUUGGAGGCAGCCUAUACCGACCUGCAGCAGACACUGGAAAGUGAAAAGGACUUGGAAGAAGCUGAGGAAUACAAAGAAGCACGUCCAGUCCUGGGUUCAGUGAAGUUAGAAGCCUGA